Molecule: messenger RNA, 1401 nt
Organism: Rhodotorula toruloides NP11
Lineage: Eukaryota; Fungi; Basidiomycota; Microbotryomycetes; Sporidiobolales; Sporidiobolaceae
Exons: 1
Coding region: 1-1401 (466 amino acids)
Source: RefSeq, a predicted model, not a curated record
AUGCAACGCCGCCUCUCCCUCUCCUCCUCUUCUUCUCCCUCACACUCAACAAACCGCGUCACCUCCUCCUUCCUCGCCCCACCGCCCCUUCCCUCCCUCCGUCGCUCCUCCUCCCGCUCCCUCCUCUCGCCGCUGAACACCUCCCAUUCUCCCUCGUCUGCAGUAUCGGCCGUGUCCAGCGCCCCUCCAGCGACGCCCUCCCGCCCAAUCCCAAUCUCCCCUCCUUCGGCGCAUAGUACGCCCAACUCACUCCCUCACGCGGGCGGGCGAGCUGCACUCGAGGGGUCUUCGAAUCGCUCGCAUCGUCGUCGGGAGGGAGAAGAAGAGGAGGAAGGGGAGGAGAGCGAAGGAGGAGGAGGAGGAGCGAGUUUCACCAUCCCCAUCAUCGAUACUCGGCUUCUUCCGCCCCUCCGCUCGAGUGGGGCACCUACCUCCACUCUCGCGGCGGGAGGAGCGGCAGCAGCAAGGGGAGCGGGUGGGAGGAGACUGAGUAGUUUGGCGAGUUAUACCGGACUGCCUGGUCCGCCUCAAGGAUCGGGAGCGGGAGCGGGAGGAGCGGGAGGAGACGAGUUGAGGUACUCGUUGGCGUCGUUUCGGUCUUCGUACGCACAAGGACAGGCGCAGGCGCAGGGACUGGGAAGGAGACCGUCAGUUGGAGGAAGUGGGAUCGUCCGUCCGCCGAGUCCGGCGCCUGAAGCUUUCGCGCGCGGGACGGUCGGGCCUUUGACGAGCUCAGGAGGAGCGGCGGGGGAAGUGAAGAGGGGGAGGAGGGAGAGCGUUGUACUGGGUCAGGGGUCGCUUGCUGCGCUUGCAUCGACGACGACGGGGGGAGGGACGGCGAGGAGGGCUCCGUCGCCUGCUCGUCCUCACGCACACGCCCCGGGAGCAUCAGGAGCGUCGGGUCUCGUCCGUUCAGCGUCGACCAGUCGCCAGAGCCAGAACGCAGCGAGGAGUCCGUCCCCUGCGCCUGCGCCUGCGAGGGGGGACUCGCCUCGUGUCGUGAGGGGGUUCGAUCCGCCUCUGGCGUCGUCGUCGCAGAGGGCGCCGAGUCCUGCGCGGUUCGUCGGAGGAGCGGCGAGUGCGGUGUCGCCUCCCUCGGCGUCGGCCUCGCACCUGUCUGCGAGGCGGGCAUCCCUUUCCGCCACCCCGACUUCGGCACUCUACUCCCGCCCUUCGACCAGCUCGAACACGACAGUUUCGCCCACCUCACCUCUGACCCGCCCGCGCUCUCGCCUGGCCAACCCACAGUCGGACCAACACCUCGAAGUCGCGGCGUCGCGCGACAUAGCUGCGCUCGAUGCGUACUACUACUCGAGGCAGAGGGAGGGGCUGAGGGAGGGGAGGAGGGAGGCCGAGGAGAGGCUCAGGGUCGGGUAUGAUCGCUUGCAGAGGGAACAGUAG